GGUAUAGAGUUUGGCUGAAAACCAAUUUUAGCAGUGGUGAAGGGAUGUUGUAACGAUCUGGGCAACUUUUCUUCAUUGAAUCAACAUUGGACGCGUUGUGUGUUUUAUUGAGAGCGGGAGGUGAUGGUAGCGAGUUGUCAUGUCAGGCGUGUGUGUGGGUCCGUGACAGGUAAUGUUGCUUCACAGAACACAGGACGUAAACUGACUAUAGCCUCAGUAGUGGCUGACUGUCGGACGCGCAGACUGGGAGACGUCACGGUCUCCCCAGCACCAUCUCCUUGUCCCCUCUCUCCCCUACCCCCAGGACCUGGACGCCCGUGGGUGGUGAGUGGUGAGGAGCACCGACAGCGAUCGUUUACAUUGUAAAUCAACACCGGCGCGCUGCGCGUAUUUUGCAGCCUUCUCGGGUUGAUAGGCAUCAGUUCAACUUAUCUCGCCGUGAGGUGUGGAUCGUGUACCGACACCCCGGCUACCGUGUCUAGCUACCACCACACCAAGUUUUCUGUUUUAAAGGGACAUUUGGGCAGUGUUCUGUUAUGGGAGUUUAAGACUAAAUAUUGAGACAAUAGCCUGUGUUACGUGUAGAGGAUUGUGUGGAAGCCUGUCGGGAUGUCCUACCCACACUUUGGAUACUCUUUACCGUCGUCUUCUCAGUUGCUCAUGUCCAGCCACGCCGCGUCGUGCUGCGAGGCCGGGCGGCCCAUCAUGUCGGACCCGCACACCGGCCAGGCCGUGUGCUCCUGUCAGUACGAGGGCAGGGUGGCCGGGCUGGUGCCGCCACGGGUCGGUGAGAUGUCCCUCAGCAGCGUGUACGGCUCGCCGUACGCCGGCCAGGGCUACAUCGCCUCCUUCGGUGCCGACCCGUCGGCCUUCUAUUCCCCGUUGGCGAACCCGUACGACCCGUCGGCAGGUCUACAGCAGCCCACCGCCUACUACCCGUACGACCCCGCCACGCUAGCCGCCGGCGCACAGUACCAUCCUUACGGCGGUUAUGGUCCGAUGGAUGGAACGCCUCGGAAAAACGCCACCAGAGACGCCACCAGCACUCUCAAAGCCUGGCUGAAUGAGCACAAGAAAAACCCGUACCCCACCAAGGGAGAGAAGAUCAUGCUCGCCAUCAUCACCAAAAUGACUCUAACUCAGGUGUCCACAUGGUUCGCGAACGCCAGGAGGAGACUCAAGAAGGAAAACAAAAUGACCUGGUCGCCAAGGAAUAAGAGUGGAGACGAGAGGAGGGAAGACGGGAGCGACAGUGAGAACGAGAAUGACGAUGAAGAUGGGAGAGAAGGCGGAGAAGACAAAAACCAGGAGGAUGAUAGAGGACUGGAGGGAGACAGAGACAAUCAGGAGUUGGAUGUGGGAAAUCCUUGUGAGGAAAACCGACAGGAAGACAACGCCAGCGGUUCGGUAUCGGACUAUCGGCCGCCGCCUCAGUCCUCCAGCCCCGCUGAUUCCCUGGGAUCUAUUAGUGCUGCACCGAGACCGGCCAGUCCCGAGCCCAGUCCCGCUGCGAACUCUGUACCGGUCCCGCCGAUUCCUUCCGAAAACAAGCCAAAGAUCUGGUCCUUAGCCGACACGGCGACCAGCAGUAGUCCGGGGUUGAGAUCGGAGCCCCCACGGUCCCUUCCUACCGGUGCUAUCCCGACCAUACCUGGACAAUUCCCCGGACACCGACCCUUUGACUCUGUAGCUAACCUCCGCCACUGGGUGAACGGUUUUUCCCAACCCAUUCGGACUCACGCCAUGUCUUCCUCGCAGCCUGGAGCCGCUACCUCCGUGUUUAGCUCGGGACAGUUACCCACAGGCGUAUCCUUAGCGGGACUUCCCGUCAGGACUCUCUCGGCCACGGCACCGACAGGAGUACAUGCCUUCCUCGGGAGAGAGCACGCCUUCCCCGGAGUAGCCAGGACACACUCCCCCGCUACAAACGAAGUGUCAAAUCCAACAAACGCUAGAUACAGAGAAGGGCCCUACAGCGAGGGCCAUCCAACCGCGUUCAAACCGGUACAAAAGAGGUAAGCGAGGAGUAAUGCUCCAGAGGAACAGUCCCAGCCCCGGGAGUUUGACGCCGCCGUAGCUCUCACCAAUCUGUCUUCAAGAUAGCGCCCGUGGGGUUCGAACCCGUGUCCUCAAGUACCGCGCCCUCGUCCUGUCUUCAAUCGGCUUCUGGGAUAUGGGAAGGGGAGAUAAGUCGUUUUUACAACGCCUUCAAACAAUGACAUUUUGUCAGAGUAUCGUCGUAUCAUAGAUUAACUAUACAUCUGCUUCCAUGUGUAUCUGUAACAUCUAUUUUGCCAAGCAUUAAGUAAGGCUUUUUGGACAAUAACUGCGUGUUACUGUGGCUGAAACAGUUGCCGUCAAAUAGAAAUGCAAUUUUAUUGUCUCAUAACUCUCAUUAGACAUUUUGACAUCCGAUAAUGUCUUUCCUUUAACUUAAGACACGGCCAAAAUACAAAUCAUUCCAUUUAAUAUCUCCCCGUGUAGAUGGUACAGUAUUUAAACGAUAUGUGAGGAUUUCAUUGACUGCGAAAAUUAGUAUUGCGAAUUGUUACGCAAAUAGUAGAAAUGCUGCUAAACUUGAGAGCGCAAUAGUCCGGACAGCGUACAUACGUACAAGUCGUGAAUUCACAUCCUGAGGGCGAUUACAUCUGUGUUUUGUAAGGGCUGAAAAUGACCGUUCCCAGAAAUUGAAGCCAGAUUUCUGCCAAAGACUUAUGUCUGAAUAUGCUGCACUUUGUAUAUUUUCUAUGAGAGAACCACCUGUACAUAAUUUCGCGCCAUAGUUUGUGAAUGUCGGUUCUUACUGAACCGGUACUGAAGUGAGUAGACUUGUCUUCUCACUUUAUCCGGUCGAUGUUAUGUGUGUAUUUGUUGUUUGAGAAGCACAAGUGUGUAAGAUUUAGAAAGAGAAAAAGAGGAAUACUCUGAUUUUCUUUAACUACGAUUUUUAUAGUAAUUCUAGAAGCCUGUUGUUGGGUGGCUUGCCCGAAAGCAGACGACCCUGUGUUUUUAGCAACGACAGUGUUACACGGAUGAGAUUGUUUGCUAACGGUUGGACCACAGGGGAUAACAUGUUGUGUUGUGUCGUCCUAACAUCUCCUGUAAACUCACCACUUUCCCUCGACAGGGUUUUAGAACAAAAAAACAACCUCCUACAAAUAAAUCCAUUUUUGAGAAGAA
Molecule: messenger RNA, 3180 nt
Organism: Branchiostoma floridae (Florida lancelet)
Lineage: Eukaryota; Metazoa; Chordata; Leptocardii; Amphioxiformes; Branchiostomatidae
Product: iroquois-class homeodomain protein IRX-4-like
Exons: 7
Coding region: 610-2019 (469 amino acids)
Biological process (GO): neuron differentiation; cell development; regulation of transcription by RNA polymerase II
Cellular component (GO): nucleus
Molecular function (GO): RNA polymerase II cis-regulatory region sequence-specific DNA binding; DNA-binding transcription factor activity, RNA polymerase II-specific
Source: RefSeq, a predicted model, not a curated record